AAUUAAACAGGAGGUAGCUACAUAAAGUAGUCCUAACAUUUGGUCACUAAAAUCUGCCACAGAUACACUGAGAAUGAACACGCGGCUGUUUUUCGAAGGCACGUGAAAUUGAUUUUAACGGUUAUUUUUUUUUUAAAAAAAAAAAAACUGUAACUGAACUACUGCAGAGCUACUAUCUGAACAGAAACCCUGGAGAGCUUAUCAUGACCGAUUCACCUUCCCCCACUGAGCUUCAGCAGAAUAGCGACGAAGACAUGCUGGAGUUGAACAAGGAGUUAGAGAGAAUGAUUGAAGACGCUGAAAAUAUAUCAGUGCAGCUGGCCUGGAUGGCGUAUGACAUGGUAGUGUUGCGGGUGAGCCCAGGGCUGCAGGACAGCAUGCAGAAACUACAAGACGCCUAUCUCAGAUGCAGGCUUACUGUUUUUGGAGAACAUGGCCAGGAGCAGGAGAUGGACAGGUGUCCGGAUCCGGCCCCAUGUCCAGAUCCCACACCAAAGACAGAUAUGUGAUGAUGAGUUGACUUAUCUAUGACUGCACGCUGAAUACCAAAUGGAGAUUUGCUUGUUGAAAACGAUGUUUUACGAAGUGAUAAGCAGAGUUUAAUUGAACACUACAAAUUACUAAGCAGAAGCAGAUAUUUAGAUGUGUCUACCAGUAAAAUUUCAGAUUGUAAUCAUUUGAUGGAAGUUUGUUUUGAAAAUAAGCCAUGUGUCGUAUGCUGAAAGAAGUUGCGAUCUCUGUUUUGCCUGUUGAGUGGAAUAAAUUUUACAAAUGUAAAUACCUUUAGUCUCUUGUAUACUCAGACUUGCAUAUCACAACCAGUCCCAUAAAAAAUACACUUAUAUACUAUUUUGUUAAAAUCUGGUUUGAAUUUGUCACAAUAAACACAUUAACAUGCUGAAUUUCUCUCAUUCCUUCUCUGUUAAAUUGUCCGUUCAUUUAGUGAU
Molecule: messenger RNA, 947 nt
Organism: Myripristis murdjan (pinecone soldierfish)
Lineage: Eukaryota; Metazoa; Chordata; Actinopteri; Holocentriformes; Holocentridae
Gene: syce3
Product: synaptonemal complex central element protein 3
Exons: 3
Coding region: 204-509 (101 amino acids)
Biological process (GO): spermatogenesis; reciprocal meiotic recombination; synaptonemal complex assembly
Source: RefSeq, a predicted model, not a curated record